Molecule: messenger RNA, 1411 nt
Organism: Agrilus planipennis (emerald ash borer)
Lineage: Eukaryota; Metazoa; Arthropoda; Insecta; Coleoptera; Buprestidae
Product: testis-specific serine/threonine-protein kinase 2-like
Exons: 2
Coding region: 227-1291 (354 amino acids)
Biological process (GO): cellular response to glucose starvation; intracellular signal transduction; protein phosphorylation
Molecular function (GO): ATP binding; protein serine/threonine kinase activity
Source: RefSeq, a predicted model, not a curated record
AUCUAGUGUCCUGUGUGACAAAAUUUAAGUUCGUGUUUUAUGUCAAAAACCAAGUUCUCUGGAAUUAAUAAAUUUUAAGUGGGACAAAAUUAAGCGUUUGGAGUGGAAUUAAGAAAAUCAAAUUGGCAAGUAGCAGAAAGAAAUUUCUGUGCGGGAUGUAUUUUGGACCUUGUCUUGGGCUGACUAGUACUGGUUAAGUUUAGGUCGUGCCCCCUUCAAAUGACCUAUGGCUGCUAGACUCAGCCCUCGUAACUCGGAAGUGAACGCUUUAGAACAGAGAGGCUAUUUAAUUGGUAGAAAAAUCGGCCAGGGCUCAUACGCAACAGUUCAUUUAGCCGACUAUGUGGACGGGUCCGGACCCAAGAGAACGCGUCUCGCCUGUAAAAUUUUCGACAAAGAGAAAGCACCGAAAGACUUCUUAGAAAAAUUCUUUCCCAGAGAACUGGACAUUUUGACAAAAAUUGAAAAUCCCCACAUCAUACAAGUGCACAGUAUAUUGCAAAGAGGGCCGCGAGUUUUUAUUUUUAUGAGGUACGCCGACAAUGGGGAUCUUUUGGAUUUUAUAAAACGAAAUGGUGUCGUUCCUGAACAGCAAGCAAAAUUAUGGUUUCGCCAAAUGGCGACAGGUUUACAGUAUCUUCACAACAAAAACAUUGCUCAUCGGGAUUUAAAAUGUGAAAAUAUAUUGUUAUCAAAACGGUUCAAUGUUAAAUUGGCAGACUUUGGAUUCGCUAGGUUUUGUGUGGACGGGGACGGUCGUCGGGUACUGAGUCAGACAUAUUGCGGAUCGGCAGCUUACGCAGCGCCUGAAGUUGUAAACGGUACACCUUACAACCCCAAACUGUCUGACGUAUGGAGUUUAGGAAUAAUCUUGUUCAUAAUGCUGAAUGCAUCUAUGCCUUUUGACGACUCAAAUUUGAGAAAACUCUUGAAAGAUCAAAUGACUCGAAAUUGGGUUUUUAGAUCGCGAGUUCGUGAUUCAAUUUCAUCGGCAGCAAAAUCGAUAGUGAGGAGCAUUUUGGAACCCGACAUAACAUUACGUCUGACCCUUGACAGGGUUUUGACUCACGAAUGGGUCAAAGUAACAAAAGAAAGGCCAAGUUCUCUGAUAGGAAGGCUCGUGCAUUCUGCGCCACCCGUACAUACACAAAUGCAAGCGCAACCCCCUACCGCAAAAGCAGCAAUCAAUGCUCCAUACCAUUGUAGAGAAGAAUCGGUACCUGGUGACCACAAAAAUUCUGAAGUGAAAAAGAGUAACAAUACGAUCAAUAUGCAGAUUGAAGAUCUAUGAACGAAAUCAUAAGUUUUAUAUAUGAUGGGAUUUUAUUAAAGAUACUUUAUAAAAAUUUAACAAUUGUUUUUUUGUCAAAUUUUUAUUGCCAAAUUGCUUGUAAUAAACGUUUAUACUGCU